Messenger RNA from Trifolium pratense (red clover), 2312 nucleotides. RefSeq names its product mitogen-activated protein kinase 19. Gene Ontology annotation, biological process: protein phosphorylation; intracellular signal transduction. Lineage: Eukaryota; Viridiplantae; Streptophyta; Magnoliopsida; Fabales; Fabaceae. Gene Ontology annotation, cellular component: cytoplasm; nucleus. Gene Ontology annotation, molecular function: ATP binding; MAP kinase activity. The record is from RefSeq and is a predicted model, not a curated record. The transcript has 10 exons. The coding region runs from base 313 to 2127 and encodes 604 amino acids.
AAACACUAAAUAAGUAAAAUAAUAAUCAAUGCAACAAAUCUCUUUCGUUUUCAUUUGAUUUCAUUUCAUUUCUCUCUCUUGGUUCUGGUAUUUCUUUUUUUCUUUCUUUCCUUCCUUUUUCCGCUCAGAUCCUCUCAACUAGAAAGAGGGUUUGUGCUGCAACCUCUAGGGUUUUCCAUCAUCAUUAUCAUCAUCUCAUUCUCGGAGCUUCGAAUUUCUUUCCCCAUUCGAAGCUUCGAGAAACAUCAUCAAUCUAUUUCCCAAUUCCUACAUUUUAGAAACCGAAAAAAGACAAAAUAAAAACGGAGAACAAUGACUCAGAAAAUUCAUCUCAAUAAGGAUUCAAAAGAGUUGGAGUUUUUCACCGAGUAUGGGGAAGCCAACAGAUACAAGAUUAUUGAGAUUGUUGGAAAGGGUAGUUAUGGAGUUGUUUGUGCGGCAAUUGACACGCACACCGGGGAAAAGGUCGCAAUAAAGAAGAUUCAUGAUGCCUUUGAGCAUAUCUCUGAUGCGGUUAGAAUCCUCCGUGAAGUUAAGUUGCUAAGACUUUUAAGACACCCUGAUAUUGUUGAUAUUAAGAGGAUUAUGUUGCCGCCUUCAAAGAGAGAGUUUAAAGAUAUUUAUGUGGUCUUUGAGCUCAUGGAGUCUGAUCUCCAUCAAGUCAUCAAAGCUAAUGAUGAUUUAACCCGUGAUCACCAUCAGUUUUUUCUUUAUCAGAUGCUACGUGCGUUAAAGUAUAUGCAUUCGGCUAAUGUGUACCACAGAGAUCUCAAGCCCAAGAAUAUUUUGGCAAAUGCAAACUGCAAACUCAAAAUCUGUGAUUUUGGACUUGCAAGAGUUGCAUUUAAUGAUGCCCCAACAUCGAUAUUUUGGACGGAUUAUGUUGCUACAAGAUGGUAUAGAGCCCCGGAGCUUUGUGGAUCAUUCUCUUCUAAGUACACACCUGCAAUUGAUAUAUGGAGCAUUGGAUGCAUUUUUGCUGAGGUGCUGUUGGGAAAGCCAUUGUUUCCUGGUAAAAGUGUCGUCCAUCAGUUAGAUUUGAUUACUGACCUUCUUGGGACACCAUUGCCUGAAACUAUUGCAGGAGUUAGAAAUGAUAAUGCAAGGAAGUACUUGUCGAGAAUGCGGAAGAAAUCUCCUGUGCCAUUUGAACGAAAAUUCCCAAAUGCUGAUCCAUUGGCACUUCGCCUUUUGCAAAGGCUUUUAACAUUUGAUCCAAAGGAUCGACCGACUGCCGAACAGGCACUAGCUGAUCCUUACUUCAAGGGCUUGGCAAAAGUUGAGAGAGAACCUUCAUGUAAGCCAAUCUCAAAAUUGGAAUUUGAGUUUGAGAGGAGACGGAUAACAAAAGAAGAUGUUAGGGAGCUAAUGUAUCGGGAAAUACUGGAAUAUCAUCCUCAAUUGCUCAAAGAAUACAUGAAUGGAAUUGAAGGCGCCAAUUUCCUCUAUCCUAGUGCAAUUGAUCAAUUAAGAAAGCAAUUUGCUCAUCUUGAGGAAAAUGAUGGUAAAAGUGGACCAGUGCUUCCGACCGAAAGAAAGCAUGUUUCGCUUCCACGGUCCACUGUUCACUCUAGUUCAAUUCUUCCAAGUUAUCAGCCAACCUUUGUUUUGCAUGAGAACAAGAAAAUGGUAGAAGAGACGUCUAAGGGUUUGAGAGCAGUAGUUGAAAAUUCUGGAUAUCAAAUAAUAGGUGUACAACCUCCACCACGAGUGCCAGCUAAGCCAGGCAGAGUUGUUGGCCCAGUUCUACACUAUGAAUAUGCAAGAAUCUUUAACGAACCAAGGGUAGUUUGCCAAAAUACUACUCAAGCAGUCUCGAGUCACGAUGUCUUUAGAACCCAUCCCCUAAACCAUAAGACUACAUCAGAUAUACACAAGGACUUUUCACAAGGCAAAAAUGAAUUCCCAUCCCAACAAUCCGACUUACAAGCCAAACCAACCACCUAUUUGAACAAUAACCCAUACUGCCGGCAAAGCAAUAACAGUAACCUAAAUGGUAUUGUAACAGCUUAUGAUGCCAAAUUGAUGCGGGCACAAUCUCACCUUGGUGUAGUUGAUGCUGCAGCAGUAGCGGUUGCCGCUCACAGUCACAGGUAUUCAAGGAGUAUUCAGUACAGUUUGUCCUAGGCUUGGAGACCAUCAUGAGUGUGAAAGCUACUAUGCUUUAUAGCCCCGGAUUGGAGGGAUGGAGGUUUAGUAACUUUAGAUGGGUUUAGGUUUUCACUUUUUUUACUUUUGAAUGAUCACCAUCCUUGUAAUUAUAUGUACAAUAUUCAAUUGAUUAAUAAAGAAAAUUCAUUGUCUCUCUCUGA